This is a messenger RNA of Cladocopium goreaui, 1680 nucleotides long. NCBI's taxonomy places the organism in Eukaryota, Dinophyceae, Suessiales, Symbiodiniaceae. The record is from the annotation of a GenBank genome assembly.
AUGUCGUUCUCCCUUUGGGCCCUUGGGGCCGUUUGGACCGCCGUUGCGGAGCCCUCCGCGUCGGCCAACCGGUCCCACUUCUUGGGCCGCGAGCGUUCCGCCGUGGAGGUCUCGGCUGGGGGGGCGAAGUGCGGUCCGUUGGACCUCCCGCAGAAUGCCAACUGUAAGGAGGUGGUGGAAUGGGCCGCUUCCGGUGGCAAAAAUGACCCCAGUGCUGGCAGUUGGUAUUACAACAUGCCCAGCAUUGCCGGUGUCAAGUACGGCGAAGCCUCCGUGGCAGAUUUCCAACGGCUCUACUACUGCGCCCCUCCGGGGAAGGACAAAUUUUGCGGCGUGCCACCGUGCACCGGUUGCAGCCGGGAGCCCUGUAACGAUUGCUUCGCAGGGCAUCAGAUGUAUGCCUCAUUGAGGCCUGGCUGCGAUGGCAACAACCGAGGACUUGGAUGUGUGCCACCCAAGUCGGCCAUGGGAUACAAGGGCCAACAUUGGCCCACCACCGUGGUGUAUGGCGUUCAGGAGAUGCACAUCUUCGCCAUUGGCGACUGGGGUGGUAUGGAUGGAUCCCUGGAUACCAACGAGGGUCGUCCCAACAUCGUGGCCUACAACUGGGGGAAACGACCUGGACCCAGCGUCUUCCCCAGGAGUCGCUGGAACAAGGCACACACCGUGCAGUUCUGCGACCAUAAGCAGCUGGUGGAAUGCUUCAACACUCGUGGACAACCACCAUGUAUCCCUGAGUGCGGCUAUGUGCCAGGUGUGGAUGACAACCCACAGAUCCUUGUGGCCAAUGCCUUCAAGGCCCGUGCCGCGCUGAAGGAUCCGCAGUACAUUUUGAACGUGGGCGACAACUUCUACUGGGGCGCAUUGAGAAAACCUGCGGGGAUCUCCUACCCCACAAAGCAUCAGUUCGAUCAGAUCUUCGAGGGUGUGUAUCAGGGAGCCGGGCUCAGCGGAAAGCCCUGGUUUAGCGUCUUGGGCAACCACGACUGGGGAGGCUUCAAGUUCGACAACGGUUGGGACCAGCAGAUGUCUUACACCUGGGCCAGCGACCGAUGGGUCAUGCCCGCGCCCUACUACACCACCUCAGUGGUCUAUGCGGAUUUGGGUUUUGACGUGGACUACUACUUUUUGGAUUCCAACUUUGUGGACGCCAAACCGCCAGAGGAGGAUCCCAAUCACAACAUGUGUUCGCGCAAGAACAACAAGCCCUCGGCCACCUGUGCUGCAGCCGAUGGCCCCGUCUCAGUGGACAGCUGCCCCGGUUGGUUCGCAGCUCUAUGGGCGGAGCAGAAGGAGUGGGUCAGCCAGCUGUUGCCAAAAAGUCAGGCCACCUGGCAGAUUGCCGUGACCCAUUUCCCUUGUGGUCAUGAACAAGGUUUCUACAAGACCUUGGCCAACAUGGGAUUGGAUUUGUUGAUCACUGGGCACCGCCACGACCAAGAGCUGUGGUUCCCCGAUGACUUCGCCAAGAACCACAUGGGCAUCACCUGUAUCGUCACUGGCGGAGGGGGUGGUAUUACCUCUGAGGCAACACCAGAUCCAGACCACACCGAGGACUGGUAUGGCGAGGCCCAGUAUGGCUUCUACGAUCUGACCAUCAGCAAGAAGGAGAUCUUCAUUGAAUCCGUGAACUAUGAUGGCGAGGUGUUGUUGACCCACACAGUUUACCCAUCUCGUUGA